UUUAAUUCGAACACUUCGUGCAAAAGUCGAAAGAAAACGGAUGGCUCGCUGAUUCGAUGAACUCUCGCGCAAAUUUCCGCGCUUCCCCUUCUUUGCUUUUAUUUUAAACGUUACGAGGUUUUCGCAAAAAUUUGUCACCAGCUUCGCAUCUCGUUUUUUCGAAGAAAUUGCGCGUUUUUACGCCGAAUAUUCUACGAAAGAAGAAAAAAAAGGAAGACCGCCGUUGCAGCGAAAAACGCGCCCCUUUAUUUCUGUCCUGUCUUUUCUAUCUUUCUACCUUAUUAUACGUGGUAUUUUAGUCUUUACAUGGAUUCGCAAAGAUGAUUUCGUCAGUGACGAAAUAUAUUACAAAAUAAAACAAAAAAAGGAAGGAAAUACUCUAACAUCUUUCGCAUAUUCCCACUAUACGAUUCACUGCGACGCAAAAGUGAAGAUUUACGAGCCAUGUACUUCUUUAUAUGUAAAUUUCUAAAGAAGAUGUACGUUCGACCUUGCGAAAGUAAUAAGCGUUUGGACGAAAGAACGACAGAUGGGAAAAAAAGAAACGUGCAUUCUAAUGGUAAGCGUUAGUUCACCGAGGCAACGAUAACGAGCCACUCUAGAAACUAUAACUCGAGUAAUCAACGUAAUAUUCAUCGCUUUCACCAAACACCGUUUACGAACGAAAAAACGGUUUACGUUCGUGCAAAGUAUCUAUGAAUUAUGACGUUUCCAUAUGCUGCAAAGACCUGUCUAAAGAAUGAAAGUAGUAUUUUGUAUCGAAAUGUAGUAUAGUAAAGUCGAACGAAUCGAGCCAUGAAACGAAGAAGAAGGCGCAAGGAUUUCCUAAAUAUUGAGAGAAUCCUGAUAGCAGGAUCGUCGGGAUUUACGAAGGGGUUUUUUGGAAAGAGACAGAACGCCAUUUGUCGGCGACUGUUGUCGGAGGGCCGAAGAAGGAAAUGUGUUUACCACGGUAAAGUAUAUCGCGAAGAGAAAGGGGGGCCCCAAGUCGCCAGGUAAACGUGACUGCUAACUCGAUUCGCUUCAUUCAGUGCGUGAUCCUUAGUCUCGUGUGUGCGUCUAACUUUGCCCCCUCGAGACUCGAUUUUUUCACUCGUGUCUAAUAUCUCGAGAAGAAAUAAACGAAUUCGGGCUCUAUUCGCACGAUUUAUCCGGUAAUUCCGUGUCGUUACUCGAUCGUUGUUACGCUAAGCGGCAAUUCGCAUUGGAAAUAGAGUCGAACCGGUGGUUAGUGAGAAACGAAAGUGAGUCUCGUUCUACGAUCGUAAACUGUCUGGGAUAACCCGGUUGCAUUCCUGUCACGAUCGACCUUCCGCGUCCUUAAACAUGCUCGAUGAUUUGAACAGCUGAGCAAUCGAGAAACGAAGAUUGCCCAUCGAGGCAAGUUCAGUCACUGUCCUAACUUAAUAUGACGUGUGGAAAUUUCGACGAAAGAAACCGACGACAUGUUUAGGAACCGAGAGAGAAGUGCAGCGUCGAUCCGUAUUGGAAAACGCGAUACAAAAUACGAGAUAAUUGGGCCGUUUCGUAAAAUCGCCCCGAAAAUGUCGCUUUACAUUGGCUGCUUUUUAUUCGUGCUAAACUGCGUCGUAGACGCGAGUCCAGUUUCCAGGAACGAGUCCAACAUUCUGCGAAUCGGCAGGCCUCAAGACGCGUCGUCGAUAACGGCCAGGGUGACAAAUUUGAACAGCACCGAUUACGAGGUGGAGAAGCAAACGUCGAAAGAUAAACGCGGCCCGUUAAUUGAAUUCAGCAAAAACAAUCCGGAACUUGAUUGGAAGAAGUAUCUGAAGUUGUUCGACGAGAAGCAGGAGGAACACGAAGAUCUGGAUAUCGAUUUCAUGAAAGAAAAGUUGCAGAAAACGGCGAACAGUAUCCAAUGGCUGGUGGAUCUUUACGAUCCCCUCAAGUGGUCUAGAGUACCUGGCAAACUCGGGCACGACUGCAGGAACGAACUAGAAUUGUUUCUCGAGUCUCUCAAGGAUGGAAAGCUGUGGGCCGCCAAGAUGUCGGACGCCAGUGGCCGUUAUUCAUCGCAAUUCCAUUUCGGGAACGGUUUCUGGCUUGGUUCGAGCACCCUCUGCAAAGAGCUAAACGCCACCAGAGGAAGUAUUCGCCAGGAACUCGACGAUACUCCGCCCUAUGCGUUGAAAUUUCACGUAGCGAGGAUGUACUUGACGUUGCCCAAGGAACUCGAAUUCUCGACAAGACAAGUAUUUUUGGGUCUUUGCCUGCCAGCUACGUGCGACCAAGCAUCCCUGACCUCGAUGCUAAGAGCGAACGCCGAUCGAGUCGAACGAGAAGGUAACUCGACUUAUCGAUCGACCGGCCCGAAGAUCCACAUCGUUGCGGUGAAAUCUGUGCCUUCGAGCAAUUACAACCCUUGGCGCGAUCCCAAGUCGUACGUUCUCUCAGGAGUCGCAGGCGCGAUACUAUUUCUGAUGAUCUGUGCGACUAUGUACGAGUACAGAACACGAGUACAACCGAAUGUCAAGGAUGUGGAAUCAUCCAGCGUAUCGAAUAACAACGAGAGACUGAGCAAUUUUUCCAACAAAAAUCUAAACCAAGAUGGCGAAGUGAUCCAAGAAAAUGGGGAGGAGCUGAUCGAAAAGGGGAAGAACUUGCAAAAAGAAUCGCCUGAUCGUUCUGAAAAGGAGAGCAAGAAAGGCUUCUGGCUAACGUGUCUAACAGCUUUCGAUCCUAUCGCGAACGGCAGCAAGAUUGUUAGCACCGAACCUGCCGCGAGAGAUAGCCUGACUUGUCUACAUGGGCUCAGAGUGUUCUCGCUGGGAUGGGUGGUCAUGGUGCACACUUAUCUUCAAGUCUUCUCCAUCGCUGAGAAUAAAACCCUGCGUUCGGUGACAGAGCGGAAUUUUAUGUUCCAAACUAUCAGCAACGCCACCUUCUCCGUAGACACAUUUUUCUUCAUCAGUGGCUUGUUAGUUACGAUCCUCUUCUAUCGGUCUUCCGGUAGCUUGAAAAAUGACAAGGGCAUUUUCUGGAAGACAUGUUUCACCAAAUUUAUCAUCAUGAUCCUCUACAGAUUUAUAAGAUUGACACCGGCGUAUCUCUUCGUUCUGGGAAUAAACGAGAUCGCCAUCAAGUAUGCGCUGUCAAGGACGGUGUUCUCGCCAGUGAUCGUCGACCAUUUGACAUGCGAAAAGUUUUGGUGGAGAAACGCAUUGUACCUUAACUCGCUCUACCCUCGUACCGAGAUGUGUAUGCUGUGGAGCUGGUAUAUGGCGAACGACACACAGUUCUACGUUCUCGGAAUACUUUUGCUUCUUCUAUCUAUCAAAUACCUGAAGGUCAUCACCGUCGUGAUUUUGCUAUUGAUCGCCUCUUCGUGGUUUACCACCUUCUCCGUCGCCUAUUCCAACGAUUACAUCGCCAGAAUCCAAGAACCGUUUGCGCUUUUCGACGAGCUGUACGAUAAACCUUGGCUGAGAGCUGGGCCUUACUUCGUUGGCAUCAUCACCGGUUACAUUUUGUUCAGAACGAAUUGCAAAUUGAAAUUGCCUCUGAUCGUACGAGUAAUCGGCUGGGUAUUAUCUACUGCCAUAAUGUUCUCGGUAGUUUACGGUCUAUAUCCCGGAAACUUAACCGUGCCGGUGAGUUCCGUGUACGCCGCCUUAGGACACACCGCCUGGGCGAUUGGUGUAUCCUUCAUCGUGAUUCAAUGCUGCACCGGGUACGCUAGAAUGAUCGACAGUCUGCUGUCGCUCAGACUGAUAUAUCCGCUAUCGAGGUUGACUUACUGCGCGUACUUGGUGCAUCCUGUCAUCAUGAUGGUCACUGUAUCCCAGAUGGAUGGCCCGCUUCACCUUCACAAUAAUAUCGUGCUGAUCUUGUACUUUGGCAAUCUGGUCGCCUCCUACUUGAUGUCGUUCUGCAUUUCCAUCGCGUUCGAGGCGCCCAUCGUCAAUCUGCUCAAGAUCGCUUUCAUAUCGAAGAAGAGGAUAAGAUAGAGAAAGACCGAACGUAGCGUAUCGCGCGAUCGACGCUAGGAUUUAAUCGUAGCUCUCCAGCGGAAGAGGAAAGAAUCCCCGACUUUCUGGCGGAUAUUUUCGGGACAAAGAUAAAAGCCGCUUUCGUGCAUCUAUUUUUCACGACAGUGAUACAAUACGCUGCUUUGACGAUUUAGACGAUGCGAAAUCAAUGCGAUUUCGUCGUACUUAAUAGGAAUAUGUUUGCAUAGACGCUUAUGACUGUCGUAAAGUAUAAAUCAAAGGCAAAUGCGUCUUCCGUAGAAUACAGGCGAUCAAAGGCGUAUUAAAUUCGUAAUUUCGCAGAAAAAGCGGGCGUUCAUCUUGUCUCGCUCUUCGUUCGUGUCAUGAGCGUGAGAGAGAUUCUUCGUAUCGCCGAUACAAUAGGCCUCUCGCGUAUUAUUUUAUACGAUUCCAAUAGCGUUUCUACCGUUGAUCGCGAUCAUGUGCCACGAGAAUAUUUACAAUUGAUGCAGUAAGGAGACUUGGACGAAAGUUGGAAAUCGAGCGAAGAUCGAAAGAAGAAACGAUCAGAAGCCGUUCCCAGCCACCGCUAGUCCAGUUCAACGAAAGCAGAAGAAAUUGGAAAACGAUAAAGGCGGCGAAGCAAUUGUAGCUUAAGACCGAACUUUAAAUAACUAAGAUCAAUAGCACACCUGUUCGCGAGUGUCGAUAACGAAAGAAAAUGUUUGUACAAAAAAUUGUAAAAAGCGUACUAGUUUCGUUUUAAACGUACUAGUAUUUUCCGAGCGACGAAUAUAUCGUCUGUGUGUGCGGCACAGCGACAGAAAUAGAAAAGCGCGUUAAACUUAGAUCGAAGAAAAGAUAAAUCGAUAUUUGCGCGAUCUCUGACGCUGUUUCACGCUUGGACGAAAUUUAAUGUUAGUCGGACGUGAUUCAUUUAAAGUCGCGUUGCUUCGUUAAAUUACAAAAAGCAGUUGAAAAACGAGUACGUUUUUCACGUCAUUCUUUCUUAGAUAUUAACUCGAUACACGCCUGUUUACCGCAAAAAGAAAAGAAAAACUGUCGUCACGUAGGCGUUAUAACUGUUAGAAAAAAGAAAAAUAUUAUGCAAAGCGCGCCGAAUCUCUUCUGCUGCCAACGGCUAAAUUAAAAAUCACUGAAGCGUAAUUGAUAUUUAGAGUAAAAGAUUAAUCGUAAAAAAGUGUUUCUAGUUUACUCGUGAACCAACAUUCGCUGUGUUUCGCCACACGGCUGCAAAAAGUAAGCUUACCUUUUUUUCAUCCUUUAGCGUAAAAACGUAACGGAAAAAGCAAAUAAAUAUAUGCGGGCAGAAACGAGCACGAAGGGAAAUAUGUAAACAGCGCACGGAGUAAUUCUGGCCUGGUACUCGUGCACGCGUGUUCGAUCUUUGCGUGGUGCUACGUGCUCGGAAGCACACGAUUAGUAAUGCAAUUAACGUCCCGUCAAUUACGGCCGUAUAACGUCCAUUUCACGCGAUUAUCGCAACGCGACCGACUGUCUCGCACUUGCAUCAUCUGUCGCGUAUAUCAAUGCCAUGACGUUUGCCUUCUCUUUCUGCGUAUUCUUCAAACCUGCUUAUAAAUCUCACUACUUUCCCUUUCACUUUUUCAUUUUUCACUUCCUCUUUGGCGAUACUUUGAUUCACUUCGCGAUUCCGCUAUUUCGACACCAUUAUUAAACUAUUUACAGCGCAGUGUCGAAAAAUCUUCGAGCAAAGAUCGCGACGUAUUUUCCAGGAAAUUCUAGUUCCAUUCCAGUCGCGUAGAAUCCAGAGAAUCCAAGAUCAGAGUUGUCUAGUACGGUUUACGAUUUAUCGCGAAACUGUAGCCAUCAAACGGUAGUCAGAAAUCGAAAUGACAUGCUCGCGACUCGAGCCAAACCGAAAUUCCGCAAACUGUCUUCCACGCGCCUUUUCUCGUUCCGCGUUUAAUAACGAUUACCAAAAAAAUCAAUGGAACUUUUACGAGCCGGAACGUUCGGAAAUCGAAUAUCGUGGAAUAUGAUUUUCGAGGCAGUCAAAUUUCCAAGUGAUUUUAGAAGCGAAUUUUCAUCUCCGAAAUAGCAAUAUCCGAUAACUGGAAUCGAAGGUUGGAAAGAAAUGAGACGAGAAGAGUAAAAAUUUACGAGGAUCCUCGGUCGGAUAACUAGUUCGUUAAUGGAAUCGAAUGCAAAUCAGGCAGGGCUGUAUUUCGUAUUUGUAGUCGAGCAAAUAGAUACGGUUAAUCGGCAUAGUCGGCCCGACAGCAACCAGAGUCUAAUGCUAAUACAAGUACGAGCAUCCCUCCAUUGACAAUCCAAUUUACGUAUAUAUCCUGUGUAGCUUCUAAAGUGCAUCGUCUAAAUCGAAUUCGAAAUGCGCGUCGGUUUUCGGCCGACUUCUCGACCAUCGUUUUAAUCGAGCAAAUACCGUGCAACGAAUAACGAUUUAAUGCGUUAACGAAGAUUAUUAAUGGAACGUUGCAUGUCGUUAAUCAGUUGCGGAUAACGAAUCGGACGAUAUGAUCGGUAAUUUAGGAUCGAAUAUUUUAUACUCGCUCGUUAGAGGCGGUAACAAGUUGUGUGCAACUUCGACCCGGUUAAUUUUUCAUUGUUCUCUCAAUUAUUCGCAUACGUGUAACGUUCGUGGCUGGAAAGUUUCGCAAACUUUCGAUGUUUCGAUCAUCGAAUUUAUGUUAUUCUCAACUACUGCUCCAUUUAAUCUACUCGUAAUUCUACUCGUUAUUCUCAACUCGAUUUUCAAAAGUUACGCGUUUCAUGCACGUUCUAUUGAAACGAUAUACAUAUGCAUGCAUGUACACGUACAUAUACAGAUACGAUAUAGGUAUACAAUAAGUACAUAGAUAUAAAAGUUUGGUACGGUUAAUGUCUAAAUAUUUUCGCCAGCCGCUAUAUUCGGGUCAUUGGUCAGAGGUGAAUAUCCAAGGCGAAUACGAUGUUACGGUAUAAGCGCAUCCCUAUCGCAUCCCGUCCGUUUCAAGUGAUUUCGCGGUUGCACGUGUCAGCUCGCGUACAGGCUCGCGUAUGCAUAGAAGGCCGUGCUUUGCUGCAGGUGUACCCGUUUUAGUAUUGUCACGCAAACGUCAUCGGAUUAAGUUGGCGACGUAAGCGAAAGAUGAACAAACGAUAACGUAAUAGUACGAGCUAGACGCCUCGUUAACCGAAUCGAUAUACAGUGCGUUAAUCAUCGCGCGUACCUCUCUGCGUCCAACCGGUUAAUGCGCACGCACCUAUUGUCUCUAGCUAAUUAAGGCUUCGACGGGCAUUCCGGUUAAUGGUCUCGUCUAAAUAAUUCAUCGUUGAUGAAAUGGAACGUAUUUCCGAUCGUGCAAGUAAUAAUCCAGUUUCAGCGAGAUGAACGCACCUGUAUUUUCCUCGUUUCGGUAAAAAUAUUUCCGGGACAGCACAGAACAGGGAAAUGCCGCGCGUAUUCCAAAAUAUUUCGUUUUAAAGGAGAUAUAUUCGUAUCGAUAUGCACAGCCGGAAAUAUACGUAUGCUAGUACCGAGAACGAAUAAGAAUGCCAUGCUCUUGCAACCAUUUCCGUCCCUAUUUCGUCCAAUUUGUUCUUAUUCGCGUUUCGAAUCCAUCACCGACCGAUACCAAGGAUGUUGGAGAAAAUUUUACAUACUUUCUGUGAUUUCAUUUGUUCGUACGUAUGUUGAAAAGUGGAAACGUCCAAGAUGAACUGUAUCCGACGUCUGUUUCGCGAAUUCGCGCUGAAACCAGGCCGUCCUCGUGAAAUAAUUGGAGCAAAGUUAUGUAUGAUAUAUGAACAGGCCUAUUUUCGACGAGUUACUGGAGCAAGGACUGCUUAACGAGGUACGGAAGCGGAAGAUCUUAACGCUUUCGCUGCUAUGUUUUACUGCCGAUUGUACGUGCAGCGCACGGUCGUUGACGAUUUACAUUGUUACACGGGUCCAAAGUUAAAGGAAAGCUUUAUCGGAAAAGUGGAACGAGGCAGAAAGGGGCUGCAACAACGGAAAGAACUGCAGUCCGAGGAAGUCGUCGAUCAAGGUACCUGAACGAAGAUGAAUUAAUCAGAAGCUCGCGAUAUCGAAAACACGUAAAGGAGAGUAUCGAAGAAAUUGGUGGUGGCGCAGGCGCGGGGAACGUGGCGCGCAGCAAGAGCCGCAUUUUCACGAGCAGUUGGCCUAAAGGCGUCGCAGAUCGAGCACGCGAAACACGAGUCGCCCAGUAUCGGUCAAAAGACACGAGGUUUCGCGUGACGUCGCUAUCCCAACUUGCAGAUAAGUGUUUUCGAAAUACCAAAAACUUAUUUCGCUUGGACCCGAUUAACGAUAAAUAUUCCGAAAAUAAUCGACUAUCGAUUUGAAUAUCGUCGAAAUGCUCGCGGAAACAAUUUGACCGUUCGCGUAAGCUACGAUGUACGAUGGUUUUCGAUCGUGAGCGGAACGUAUCAAAUUUUCUGGAAGGUCGAAGGAAGCCACGAUCAAUCGUCCAUGGAUAGGACCAGCCUGCGCGAUACGUGAAAUUUGGUCGCGGUGAAGUAUUUCGAACAGGACGCGAAACGUGACGCGAAACGUGACUCGACUCGAAGUAACGAGAUCGCGCAAGUCCCAGGGUUCGACCAACUUUCCCAGACGCACUGACGUGGUACAUCGUGCCGUUGACAAGCAAGCAAGCAAUGUACUCCUCUUCCGAUCUUCCUACGACGUCGCAUCGAUUCAAAAGUAAAUAGAAUAAAUAGAAACACGUGUCAUCGAGAAGAAUCUAAAAUCCAAGUUCCGGAUAAACUUGAAAUACGAACACCAGCGAAAAACGUUUCCUGCCAGUAAUACAACAAGCAACGCAUCGAAAGAAAUUUAGCGGUCGUAUUUAUCGAUAGACAAAGAUCGCAAUGCUGUCCGAAUAAAUAUCGCGCGACUCGGCCUAUAUAGAACUUUAAAGACGUUCGUCUCGGCCUGAUCUACGAAUUAACCGCUGAUCUAUCCAAGCCGAGAAACAACUGUUCAUUCAAGAUAUUCACCGGUCAAUGAAUCGAACGAAUCUCUGCAUUGCCAACAGAAGUCCGGCCAAGUUGGACCAAACUCGAUCGCUGGAACGAUGAACAACCAAGGAUUUAGCA
Bombus terrestris (buff-tailed bumblebee) is the source of this 9056-nucleotide messenger RNA. Its product is annotated as nose resistant to fluoxetine protein 6. Bases 1446 to 3968 code for a protein of 840 amino acids. The transcript is spliced from 14 exons. Gene Ontology annotation, molecular function: acyltransferase activity, transferring groups other than amino-acyl groups. The record is from RefSeq and is a predicted model, not a curated record. NCBI's taxonomy places the organism in Eukaryota, Metazoa, Arthropoda, Insecta, Hymenoptera, Apidae.